GCAAACCGGAUGAAAAAAAGUAUCUAGGAGAAGGUGGCUAGGUAAUGUUUAGCUUUAAUCAGAGGAGGUGCGCACUUUCCUACCACACUUCAGAUGGCUGUGCGCUGGUUAUGCAGCCUGUUCGGGAAGCCCUUUGAUGGCGGGAAGAGGAUGGACCACGGCGGUCCGCAGCAGCAGCAGCAUCCGAUGGAUCAGCAGCAGCAGUCGUACCACCCGCAGCACCCCGCCAUGAUGCGUCUGUACGAGGUGCAGAAGGAGGUGGCGUCUCUGGGGCCGCAGGUCUGCACCUUCAGCGGCCUGCAGAACGACCGCGAGUACAAGCGUCUGGAGAGAGAUCUGACGCGGCUGCUCCUGGAGGUGGACCAGGUGGACACGGAGGGCAAGAUGGAGCUGCAAGGGGGGCGAAAGAGAGCGGCGCAGGAGGUGGAGGGCCUGCUGCGCUACCUGGAGGAGAACGCCAAGCAUCCAUCCCGUCAGGCCAUCGAGCAUCUGAGCACCGAGGCACGGCGGCUGGUGGAUGAACGAGUGGUGGCGCCGCAGCGUUCGGGCGGAGUGGCCGAGAUCAACGACGAGCUGGUGGAAGAGCUGCAGCAGCUGGUGCUCAGGCUCACACAGGUGAAGACGGAAGGGAGGGUGCCGCUCCGCAAAGCUCGCUACCGGGCGCUGACACGCCUCUGCGCCGUGCAGGACGUGCUGGAAGGACGCACGCAGCAGCAGACGCUCUCCCUGCCGCUGUCGGGGGACACCCACGAGGCCGUGCACUGCAUCAACCAGGUGAUGGUGAAGGUGAGCGUGGCGCGCAGUCAGCUGGUGGCUCUGCUGAUGGGGCUGAGCGGGAGGGACAGCUGCGCCCACCUGUCACGCAUCCUGACGGAGAUGCAGGUGGAGCUGGACGCGCUGGAUGUUUCCGGGAACGCUGCGAUCAGAAAUUACCGGAAACAGGUCGUGGAGGAGAUUAACGGGCUGCUGAAACAUCUGGACCUGGAGGGGGAGGGAGACGACACGCGCAGGUACGACUUGGCGCAUAACAACUCCAUCCGUGAGAUCGAGGCGGUUCGAGCUCACGUCCACCACCUGCGAGAAGGCAUCCUGCGGCACUGCGCGAUGGGCGACCUCGGCUUCAGACCCAAAGCCGAGCUGCAGAGCCUCCUCACGCACCUGGACCAGGUGGACACGGCCAAGAACCCGUGCAUCAGAGAGGCACGCCGCCGCGCCGUGGUCGAGGUCCAGGCCAUCAUCACCUUCCUGGAUCUCCGCGAGGCCCUCGCCCGCCGCCAGCCGGGCCCCGCCGAGCACCCGGCACACCGGGCCGUGUGGAUGGUCCUGGGGAGCCUGUCGGACCUCCAGGCUCAGGUGCUGGGCUUCGACGGGAAGCGGGUCGACAAGAGCUACAUUAUCCUGGAGGAGAUGCUGACCAAACAGCUGCUGGCGCUGGACGCUGUUGACCCGCAGGGCGACGAGAUGACCAAGAUGGCGCGGAAGCAGGCGGUGAAGUUUGCCCAGAACAUUCUCAACUAUCUGGACAUGAAGACGGACGAGUGGGAGUAUUGAUUGAUUGAUUGAUUGAUUGAUUAACUAAACAAUCACAGUGGUAGCCAUGUUACUAGGUGAGUGGACAUCGCUGCAGGAAUGAAAGGAGCUGAUAAUAAUUUGUAUAAAUUAAAAAAAAAACACUACAAAAAAAACAAAACUGGUACGUUAUCGUUCCACCGACUGAACUCUGUAAAUAUGGACUCAAAUCCCCAGAAUGCACUGCAGCAGCGCUUUUAUUUUCGUCUUUUUUGUGGUAGUCGUGGCCGAAAACCUGCUGAGAAGUCAACAACGGAGAAGAACUCCUUUUUGUGAAACACACUUUGAAUUUUUGUUUGUGUGUGAGUUUUGAAGAUUUUCUUUUUGAAUCUCCCGAAUGUGUGUGUGAUUGUGUGUGUGUGUGUGUGUGUGUCGUCGCUGUAUUAGUGUUUGGUUGUAGAAGCUUGCUGCCAAAGCACUAAAAAAACAACGCCUGUUACAGCUGUCGUCGUAUCUUCCAGAUUGAUAAAUUACCCCGGUUGUGAUGGAUCUGCUCAGCAGCCGCUUCCCCGUCCGGCCCGAUUAAGUUGAGUGUCAGUCGUUAGCGGAGACGGCUAAUGCACGUGUUUUAAAUACAGUGUGACCUCAUUUGGGAGAGACUCGUCCACUGAUUGUUCUACCUGUUGGCCGAUUUCGAGUGUUAAAAUAUCCAAAUAUCCUGAGUUUUUUAUUUUAUUUUAUUUUAUUUUGCUGCAGUUUGUAUCGAGGAAAUCAAAAAUAUGCUCCGACUCUUAUUUGGCAAAGCAGAUGACAUAAAUGUUAAAUAUAGGAAGAUAAUUUAAUCUGCUGUGAAAUGUGCUUUUAUAUCAUUUAGAAAGAUGUGUGUGUGUGUGGAGGGGGUGAGAAGGUUGUAGUUUCCAAAAUACUAAAACUAAAGCAAACAUGGCCUGCUGAGUGAAAUGAAGCCAGGUAAUCUGUGUUUAAACA
Scomber scombrus (Atlantic mackerel) is the source of this 2496-nucleotide messenger RNA. It is a transcript of the gene bag5, whose product is annotated as BCL2 associated athanogene 5. Bases 94 to 1551 code for a protein of 485 amino acids. Gene Ontology annotation, cellular component: nucleus; cytosol; membrane. Lineage: Eukaryota; Metazoa; Chordata; Actinopteri; Scombriformes; Scombridae. Gene Ontology annotation, biological process: regulation of inclusion body assembly; protein stabilization; negative regulation of protein ubiquitination. The transcript is spliced from 3 exons. The record is from RefSeq and is a predicted model, not a curated record. Gene Ontology annotation, molecular function: adenyl-nucleotide exchange factor activity; protein-folding chaperone binding.